Molecule: messenger RNA, 2516 nt
Organism: Chelonia mydas (Green sea turtle)
Lineage: Eukaryota; Metazoa; Chordata; Testudines; Cheloniidae
Product: TBC1 domain family member 7
Exons: 9
Coding region: 1472-2353 (293 amino acids)
Biological process (GO): activation of GTPase activity; negative regulation of TOR signaling
Molecular function (GO): GTPase activator activity
Source: RefSeq, a predicted model, not a curated record
GCCGGGCUGGGCGCCGCCUCCGUCGUGUGUUUGUGGCCGGGCCCGGGCCGGGGCUCAGCGCUGCGGGCCCGGGGGGGGCCGCCGCCGCCGCCGCCGCUCAGCGCAGGGUUUGCAGAGAGCCGGGGCCGCGGGGGCCGCUGCGUGGGGAGUCUCUAGUCCGGGGUCCUGUCCCCCCAGCGCCCUACGGGCUCUUCCCCCGGUCCCUACAGCUCCGGUGACCCCACCCACCGCCACCCCCUGUAGCGCCCCGACCCUCCGGAGCCACCCCCCAGCCCCUAUAGCACCCCACUGACCUCCAGCCAUCGCCCUUAUAGCACCUCACUGGCCUAUAGCCACCCCCCAGCCCUUAUAGCACCCCCCAGCCCCUAUAGCCACCCCUCAGCCCCUAUAGCACCCCACUGACCUCCAUCCAUUGCCCUUAUAGCACCUCACUGGCCUAUAGCCACCCCCCAGCCCUUAUAGCACCCCCCAGCCCCUAUAGCCACCCCCCAGCCCUUAUAGCACCCCACUGACCUCCAGCCAUCGCCCUUAUAGCACCCCACUGGCCUAUAGCCACCCCCCCAGCCCCUAUAGCACCCCACUGACCUCCAGCCAUCGCCCUUAUAGCACCUCACUGGCCUAUAGCCACCCCCCAGCCCUUAUAGCAUCCCACAGGCCUCUAGCCAUUGCCCUUAUAGCACCCCACUGGCCUAUAGCCACCCCUCAGCCCUUAUAGCACCCCACUGGCCUCUAGCCAUCACCCUUAUAGCACCCCACUGGCCUAUAGUCACCCCCCAGCCCUUAUAGCACCCCACUGACCUCUAGCCAUUGCCCUUAUAGCACCCCACUGGCCUAUAGGCACCCCCCAGCCCUUAUAGCACCCCACUGACCUCUAGCCAUCGCCCUUAUAGCAUCCCACUGGCCUAUAGGCAUCUCCCAGCCCCUAUAGCACCCACUGACCUCUAGCCAUCACCCUUAUAGCACUCUUCUGGCCUAUAGGCACCCCCCAGCCCUUAUAGCACCCCACUGACCUCUAGCCAUCGCCCUUAUAGCACCCCACAGGCCUAUAGCCACCCCUCAGCCCCUAUAGCACCCCACUGGCCUAUAGCCACCUCCCAGCCCCGAUAGCACCCCACUGUCCUCUCUGGUACUCCACCAUCUGCUCACCUGCCCCCUACAGCAUCCUGCUAUUAUGCUACCCGACUCCCUCAGCCAUUUCCUCCCUCUGUAGCACGCACUCACUCCCCUACCCCCUCCCCGUCAGCCACUCACCCACCCAUUGGCUUCCUCCCUGUCAACAUCCUGCUCCUGUAGCAGGGUGCUGUUCCCUUCCGCCCAAUAUAGCACCCCCAUUAUUUCCUUCCGUGCAGCUGGUAUCUCUGAUAUCCGCAUCGACCAUGGUUGAUUCAAAUUUGGCUCAGAGUUGACCAAGAUGACUGUGGAAGGUCAAACCCAGGAACCUUCUGCGUGGGAUCUGGCACAAGAAUGAAAGAUGGCUGAGGAUUCUCAGAGAAACUUCCGCUCUGUCUACUAUGAAAAAGUGGGAUUUCGUGGUGUUGAAGAAAAGAAAUCAUUGGAAAUCCUAUUGAAAGAUGAUCGAUUGGAUGUUGAGAAGCUUUGCACAUUUAGUCAAAGAUUUCCACUCCCAUCCAUGUAUCGUAUCCUGGUGUGGAAGGUGCUUUUAGGAAUUAUUCCUCCUCACCAUGAAUCUCAUGCUCUGGUGAUGAAGUACCGAAAGGAACAAUAUAGGGAUGUGUAUCAUGCCCUCCAAGUAAUUCGGUUUAUCAAGGAUUCUACCCCACAGGUUGAAGUUUUCCUCCGCAUGCAUCAACUGGAGUCAGGAAGGUUGCCUCGAAAUUUGGCUUUUCCUCUGGAACCAGAAGAUGAAGUGUUUCUUGCCAUAGCUAAAGCCAUGGAGGAAGUGGUGGAGGAUAAUAUCGACUGCUACUGGCUUGUCAGUAGUUUUGUUAAUCAGUUAAACAACAAAUACAAAGAUUUGUUACCACAGCUGCCAAAAGUUCUUGAACAGUAUUUGAAUGUUGAGGAUAACAGACUUCUGGUGCAUCUGAAGGCAUGCUCUGCAGUGAGCGAACUUCCUUACAAUCUUUGGUUUAAGAAGUGUUUUGCAGGCUGUUUACCUGAAUCCAGUUUACAGAGAGUUUGGGACAAAGUUAUUAGUGGAUCCUGCAAGAUUCUUGUGUUUGUUGCUCUGGAGAUUUUAUUAACCUUUAAAAUGAAGAUAAUGGCCCUGACUAACACAGAGAAGAUCACGCAGUUUCUGGAAAAUAUUCCUCAAGAUAACACUGACGCAAUAGUGAGCAAAGCUAUUGAUUUGUGGCACAAACAUUGUGGGACACCGGUACAUUUGGUAUGAGAACUUGCUGCAGUCCUCACAGUUUGGAAGGACAUACCUUCUGAUGGUACUUCCCUAGAUUAGUAUCUGUAGAUGUUAAAUUGUUUCACAUUUGUGCUGUAAAUAUCAUGGUGAUUAAUUUGUAAAUUGUUGCAGUAAAAAUAAAGACUGAGUUGUGCUGUGA